This is a messenger RNA of Fonsecaea erecta, 918 nucleotides long. RefSeq lists its product as hypothetical. The record is from RefSeq and is a predicted model, not a curated record. Gene Ontology annotation, molecular function: DNA binding; DNA-binding transcription factor activity. Gene Ontology annotation, biological process: meiotic cell cycle; positive regulation of transcription by RNA polymerase II. The coding region runs from base 1 to 918 and encodes 305 amino acids. The transcript has a single exon. Lineage: Eukaryota; Fungi; Ascomycota; Eurotiomycetes; Chaetothyriales; Herpotrichiellaceae. Gene Ontology annotation, cellular component: nuclear chromosome.
AUGUCAACGCAUUGCCACGAAAGCCAAAGCACCUCCGGGCGACAUGGACUUCCAUUUCACGACACUACUGUCCUUCAUCCCGUGUUAACCCUGGCCGGCGAUUGUUUGCUGCCGGAGAUUUUGGCCUCCAUACCGAAUGCGUUUUCCCAGAUAGACCAAAAAUGGAUUUGCUACCGCCGAAACUUCUUUGCAGUACAGUGUUCUGUUACAUUCAGGAACGGCGUGGCCAACGGACCGUUCUUUCUCAGUAGCGAUGGCUUCCCUGAGUUGAUCCAGCAGUUUGCCGUGUCGAUCAAGGCAAAGACAGUCUGGGCUGAUGCCGAUGUGAUCCUGAAACCUGUCAAUUCGAUCAAGGAUGAGACAGCCUCGACUAGUAACGAGGAAAGAGAGGCUCAGGACCUUAUUGUCCAACAUACCUCUAAACGAGACAAGGCAACAAUGUCUAUUCCAGGCCGCCACCUCAUUGCACCGUCCCCUAACCAUGGCAUUGGUACAGAUGGCACGUACACGAGCGCUUUCCAUGUGUAUGGAGCACUAGACUCUCUCCACUCGGGUAUGAUAGGUGCCUUUCCAAGCUUCGGGAGCCCCGGCACCAAUUCAAUCCCGACAUGCUAUACAUUUGAUAGGCUUCAAUUCCGGAAAUCCACCGCCCAUAACGGCAAACGGCAUAAAAUGCAAGAACGGUUUAUAGUGGUGGUCGAACUCUCUGCGAAUAUUGGCAUGUUUGGCGACGAAAACUGGGUGGUGAUAGCAACCAAGGACUCUGACCGUAUAAUGGCGCGUGGCCGAUCCCCCGGGCAUUUCAAGGAAGACGAGUCGCCAGAUAGCGAGCCGAGUAUGGAUCCCGAUCGCGAAACUGGACAUGGAACCGAUGGGCAUGAGGUCCAGGCAACUACGGGACCACCCAUUCUUCCAUAG